GAAGAUCAAUUGAUCUUACCUACCGAAGAGUCUCGCUCACGUGCCUAUGCAAUUGCCCAAUCUCCUAAGACUGUUCAGAUGGGUUCAUUGGGAAUGUUUCCUGCUGGUACUGACACUGCCUGGAAGCCAGGAGAGCUUGAAUUCGAGGCUAUGAUGCGCAGACUAGAUGCAGCUGGUUACCGAACAGGGUACUUCUACCGAUUAACCCAGUUGCGACAUGCUAUCGCCGGUGGCACAUCUACAAUGACUCCCCGUGAAGCUGCCGCUCAUACACGUCGGUCAGCAAGUCUAGGCCGCGGUAUCCGUGCUCCUCGUGAUGAUGUUGAAAUACCUCCUGCAGCUUCAUCAUUUGCCACUUCUUUCUAUGAAGAUGAAGAAACUAGGGCAGCAGCAGCAAUUUCUGCAAAAGCGAAAACACUGUCCUUACAGCGCACACAUUGGUGCAACACUCCAAAUCAAUACACCAAGAAGGGCAUGACAUCACCUGGCAUGCUUUCUCCCGCGUAUGGGGGAGUAUCAUUUACCCAAUGGGAGCCGCUGGGUGGCAGUCCUAUAGGCGCUUCUCAGCCACCAGAAUUGUUCAAGAGGAAAUCGGACAGUCUCCGAAUUAUGGGUAAAGAACGAGCCACUCUUACAACGCUAGGCGGAGGCACAAGUGCUGGUAUCGCUCUUCCGAUUCUUGAUCGCAAUCAAUUUGCUCCUCAAGGGGAGAAUCCCAGAGAACUUAAAGAGCAGCAGAAAAGAGUAAAUAAGCAAACAAAUAUAUGUGAUUUCAUACUUUUCAUUUUAUAUGAAGAUGCUAGUGCAAGGGGCUUGAUGAUUGGCCUCACCAGAAGCCGAGAAAUGCUUUCCUUGGGGUUAUAA
Molecule: messenger RNA, 864 nt
Organism: Protopolystoma xenopodis
Lineage: Eukaryota; Metazoa; Platyhelminthes; Monogenea; Polystomatidea; Polystomatidae
Source: the annotation of a GenBank genome assembly